AUGGGAGGAGCAACUGAACCCGCCCUGAACGCCUCCCUUUGGCUCCGCCCCUGCGCCAACGCCUCCUGUCGGCUUCCAGUCAGAGGGGCGUGUCCGUACAGCACGGCUCAGCUGGUCCUCGUCGCCAUGGUAACCGUCUCCCUCAGCGUCGUCACCGUCCUGGGCAACGCCCUGGUGAUCCUGUCCAUCAAGGUGAACCGACACCUGCGCACCGUCAACAACUACUUCCUGUUGAGCCUGGCGGUGGCCGACCUGAUCGUGGGCCUGCUGUCCAUGAACCUGUACACGCUCUACCUGCUGCGGGGCCGCUGGCCGCUGGGCGCCGCCCUCUGCGACAUGUGGCUCGUGGUGGACUACGUGGUGAGCAGCGCCUCCGUCCUGAACCUGCUGAUCAUCUGCUUGGACCGGUACUUCUGCAUGACGCGGCCGCUCAGCUACCCGGCGUGGCGGACGGGCGGGAUGGCCGGCGCGAUGAUCGGCGCCGCCUGGCUGCUGUCCUUCGUCCUCUGGGCGCCGGCCAUCCUCUGCUGGCAGACGGUCGGAGGGAAACGCGUCGUCCCCGACGGCGAGUGUUACACUCAGCUCCUCGCCAGCCCGGCCGUCACUCUGGGCACCACGCUGCCGUCGUUCUACCUGCCGGCGCUCGUCAUGGUCGGUCUGUACGGCCGUCUGUCCGCCGCCAGCCGCGAUCGACUGAGCGCGCUCCAGUGGGAUCAGGGCACGCUCAGGACCUCCAGUCCGUCCAUAAAGGACUUCCUCUUAAAGCGGCGGAGCUCGGUGACCCGACGGAGCUCGGUGACCCAUGACCCGGCCUCAGACCUGUCUCAGAACCAAUCAGAGUCCAGCACUCAGAAGUCCAGGAAGAACCGGAAGUGGUCCAGAAGUGCAGAGGCCACCUCGGAGCCUCAGCAGCAUCGCACCCGGUCCGCCACCCGCCACGCCGGGGACGAAGACGACACCAAGAUCGAGACCGACUCCUCGUCCAACACUGACCCCCACAGGACGGCGUCUGCGGCCUUCUCCACCUGCCCAAGCUUCAGGUCUCAGGAGAGACGGAGACGGAGAGUGAUGGCGAGGGAGAGAAGGGUCACCAAGACCAUCCUGGCCAUCCUGCUGGCCUUCAUCAUCACCUGGAUGCCGUACAACGUCCUGGCCAUCGUGGCGGCCUUCUGUCACGUCUGCAUCCCCGGCGUACUGUGGAACACCGGCUACUGGCUCUGCUACGUCAACAGCGCCAUCAACCCCGCCUGCUACGCCCUCUGUAACGUGACCUUCAGGAAGACCUUCUGCAGCCUGCUGCGCUGCCGAGGCAGGAAGCUGCGAUGA
Anoplopoma fimbria (sablefish) is the source of this 1326-nucleotide messenger RNA. It is a transcript of the gene chrm4b, whose product is annotated as cholinergic receptor, muscarinic 4b. The transcript has a single exon. Bases 1 to 1326 code for a protein of 441 amino acids. Gene Ontology annotation, biological process: adenylate cyclase-activating adrenergic receptor signaling pathway. Gene Ontology annotation, molecular function: G protein-coupled acetylcholine receptor activity. NCBI's taxonomy places the organism in Eukaryota, Metazoa, Chordata, Actinopteri, Perciformes, Anoplopomatidae. The record is from RefSeq and is a predicted model, not a curated record. Gene Ontology annotation, cellular component: plasma membrane.